Megachile rotundata (alfalfa leafcutting bee) is the source of this 621-nucleotide messenger RNA. RefSeq names its product enhancer of yellow 2 (gene e(y)2). Gene Ontology annotation, biological process: positive regulation of DNA-templated transcription; mRNA export from nucleus. Gene Ontology annotation, cellular component: nuclear pore; SAGA complex. The record is from RefSeq and is a predicted model, not a curated record. NCBI's taxonomy places the organism in Eukaryota, Metazoa, Arthropoda, Insecta, Hymenoptera, Megachilidae. Gene Ontology annotation, molecular function: transcription coactivator activity.
UUUGAGAGACUAAGUAAAGUUAGGUUAGGAAGCAUUAAAAACAAACGGAACAUAACCUUUCAUAUAUAUCGACGGCAGUGAUCAGAGUGGUUACUAUUACAAAAGUGAUUGUCAAGGAAUAUAUUAAUCAGCAUCAAAAUAAAGGAAAAAUAAAGCAAUAAUUCUUAAUGAAGACUGCUCCACAUCAAAGGUUGGUCAUGGUUGGCGAUCGCGAUGGAUUGAAAGAGUUAUUACGUCGUCGAUUAGUUGAAUGUGGUUGGAGAGAUCAAGUGAAAUUAAUCUGCAAAGAUUUGAUAAAAGAACAUGGUCAUGAAAUUACUUACGACAAAUUGCUUUCAAUGGUUACGAGUAAAGCAAGGACUCUUGUACCAGACUCUGUUAAGAAGGAACUUUUACAAAAAAUAAAGAAUCAGCUAAUUGCUCAAGAAGAAAAAUUAAAAAUGUGACGAUUUAAAAGUUUCUACUCUUAAACUUUUAUUUUGCACAAAGGAUAUCUUUCGACAAGACUGUAUACAAAAACCAUGAUAUGUCGCUUUAAUAUCUGUUACGUAUUCCUAUGUACCAUUAUAAAUAUCGUUAAUUGAUAAACUUAUGCUAAAAUUACAUUAUAAAUAAAUUAUA